UGACUGCUCCGACCGAGGAGAACAGUGUUCCUUGGUCCCUCACUCCACUCCACCGCGCAAAGCUCUAUCUAUCUUUAUGGAUGGAUAGAUACGUACACGGAAUCUUUCUUUCCAUCAUUGCUGCGAGACUAAUCAGAAAAAGAAAGGAAAGGGUCGCUCUCAACAGUCUCUCCACCAUUUCAUGUCGGCCAAACUAGAUUCUCAUGAGAGCGCCCGCCUCACUCGCUAGCUGCUUCACUCUCCACCCCCUACCCUCCGCGCGAGAUCCAGCGUCCGCCUCCUUCUCCGUCGAGGUCUCCGCCGGCGGCCGGUCAGCGCCCCUCCUCUGGCUCGAUACGACGGCGAUAUGAGCGGUCGGUUCUCAAGUCCAAGUUAAGAGUGCCCUCCUCCAGAUCUGCUGCUGUAGUAUGUACUAAGUAGAUAGGACCAGACUAAUUUAUUAUGCUGCCACUCUUUGGGUUGCUCUACUUCACCAAGUAGAUCACCAACGCCAACUUCCACAAACAAGAGAGAUAACGUGUGCGACCAAGCAUGGCCGCCGUCGUGACGGGAGCGAUGGGCACCCUCCUGCCCAAGCUCGCCAACCUGAUCACCAAGGAGUACAACCUUCACAAGGGUGUCAAAGGCGAGAUCAUGUUCCUCAAAGCUGAGAUGGAGCAUAUGGAGGCGGCUCUGGUUGAGAUCUCUGAGGCGCCAAUUGACCAGCCGCCUGACAAGCAGAUCAAGCUUUGGGCCAAGGAUGUGAGGGACCUAUCAUACGACCUCGAAGAUAACAUUGACAAGUUCAUGGUGCACAUCGAAACCCAUGGACAGCCAGAGAAGUCGCACAGCUUCAGGGGUUUCAUUGAUAAGUGCCUCAGCCUGCUGACCAAGGGCAAGAUUCGGCACAAGGUCGGCAUCGAUAUCGAAGACAUCAAGAGACACAUCAAGGAGAUCAGUGAGCGGCGUAAAAGGUACCAGAUUGACGGUAAGGCUCCUGCCAAGCCACCUGGUCCAACUGUUGACACCCUUCGCCUGUCAACCUUGUAUAAAAAGGCGACGGAGCUCGUCGGCAUUGACGAGAAGAGCCUUGAGGUAGUCGAGAUGUUGACAGAGGGAGACGAGGUUUCGAAGAAACAGCUCAAGGUGGUCUCUAUUGUUGGAUUUGGUGGAUUAGGCAAGACAACCCUUGCCAAUGCAGUGUAUAAGAAGAUGAAAGGGCAAGUCGAUAUUAAAACACAAAAACCGCAAUUUGAUUGUGCGGCUUUUAUUUCAGUGUCUCUUAAUCCUAACAUGAAGCGGAUUUUCAAGAGCUUGCUCCAUCAACUUGACAAGCACACGUACCAGAACAUUAAUGAGGCAUCGUGGGGUGAAGAACAGCUCAUCAAUGAGAUAAGAACAUUCCUUGAAAUCAAGAGGUACUUGAUUGUUAUUGACGACAUAUGGGAUAAAUCUGUCUGGGAAAAUAUCAAGUAUGUGUUGAUUGCGAAUGAGCAUGCAAGUAGAGUAAUCACAACAACUCGGGUUCUUGAUGUUGCCCAGCAAGCUGGGGGUGUUUAUCGGCUAAAACCUAUUUCUGUUGCUGACUCAAGAAAGUUGUUCUACCAAAGAAUAUAUGAGACCGAGAACAAAUCACCACCUAAUCAUUUGGUUGAAGUAUCUGAGAAAAUUUUAGAUAGAUGUGGUGGAGUGCCGUUAGCUAUCAUUACCAUUGGUAGCUUGCUAUCCAGUAAAAAGGGAAGAGCACAUACACAUGAGUAUUGGUCCAAGGUGUACAAAUCUAUCAGUUCGGGGCUAGACAAUAGUCAUGAUGAUGUGAAGAACAUGAGAAGGAUAUUAUCUGUUAGUUACUCUGACCUACCUCCAUACCUAAAGACUUGUUUACUGCAUCUUAGUUUGUAUCCAGGAGAUUAUGAGAUCGAAAGUGAGCAAUUGAUAUGGAAAUGGGUGGGUGAAGGCUUUAUGAAAAUAGAACAGGGGAGGUGCUUAUAUGAAGUAGGAGAGCAUUACUUGGACGAGCUCAUUAAUAAAAGCUUGGUCCAACCUGUAGAAUUUGACAAUGCAAAAAAAGUGCGGUCUUGUCGCAUACAUGAUAUGGUGCGUGACCUCAUCACUUCCUUAUCAAAUGAGGAGAAUUUUAUAACAACAGUAGGUUGUCAGCAUCCAAAAUAUCUACCAAGUAAGAUACGCCGACUUUCAGUGCAGUCCAGAAAGGGCGAAGUUUCUAAUCAGCUGGCAACCAUGAACUUGUCCCCUGUGAGGACACUUACGGUGUCUAGUCGAGCUUUCAGUUUAUUGCCAACACUUACUUGUUUACCAGUCCUACGCGUAUUAGAUUUAACUGGUUGUGAGCAAGUGGAUAAUAAUUAUUGGAAGGAUAUUUGUAAUUUGUUUCACCUGAGAUAUUUGAGUUUAAAGAGCACUUCCGUCACUAAGAUCCCGAAAAAGAUUGGAAAUCUACAGUUUCUGCAAGUGUUGGACAUAAGUUCCACUGAAAUAGCAGAGUUUCCGCCAACCUUUAUACAACUAACACAAUUGUUGUUAGUACACUUGCUUAAUAGCAUUGGUUGUGCAAUGCCAAGGUUGUUGUGUUCCAUGUGCUCCCUGUUGUCCCUAAGUAUCACAGUGAAAACACUGGGAGAGGAGGACCUUCAAGUCCUUGGGAGCAUACCCUCUCUUAUUGAACUGCACAUACAAAUGAAGAAACCUACACAAGCCAGAGACAGACGGUUGGUUGUUGGCAGUAAUUACCCAUUUCUAUGUCUCACGAGGUUCAGUCUCACGUGUGACACCAUGGAAUUGAGGUUUUCCCAAGGAGCCAUGAAAAGUCUCCAUACCUUGAGAUUAGAUUUUAAUAAUGUGCUGGGCACAUUGCUUCAGUUUGGUGAUUUUGUAUUUGGUUUAGAGAACCUCUCUUCCCUUGAGCAUAUCCAUGUUAAAUUCAUCAAAGGCAAGAAACAGGCAAUGCAAAAUGUGAGAAAUGCUGUUGGGCAAGAGGUCUCCAUGAAUCAAAACAAGCCCAAACUGUGUUUCCCAGCAACAAUUGAGGAGGGCCUGCAACGGUACAGCGCGAGCACCGGCGGGCCCGUCGUUAUUGGGUGCAUCCCGUAUCGGGUAUGCAGCAGCGACGGCAAGCUGGAGGUGCUGGUGAUCAGCUCACGGAAGGGGCACGGCAAGAAGUUCCCCAAGAGCGAUUGGAUGCUGGACGAGUCCAUGGACGAGGCGGCCCGGCGCAGUGCCCUCUGGGAGGCCGGCCUCCGAGGCCACACGGGACCAGUGCUCGGCAGCUGGCUGUACAAGAGCCGCCACUAUGACGACACCUGCGAGGUAUACAUGUUCCCCUUCCACAUCGCCGACGAGCUCGAGUGGUGGCCCGAGAUGGCGUCCCGCAAGCGCACCUGGGCAACGACCCAGCAAGUGAUGGACGGAUACCAGCACUUGUGGAUGCGGGAGGCGCUCGAGAGGCUCGUCGCCCGGUACGGCAAAAGUUAUCUAUAGGACAGCGGUAGUUACAUUCAGUUGAUAGUUUGAUACAAGGCAUUCGAAUCGUGACGUUCCAUGGCUUCCUUAGCUCUGAAUAUACGUACCUCGCAUCUGGCUCACCUUUGGAAGCUCACUAUUUUCAGUAUUUUAUACAGUGGCUGUUGGUAAACCA
Molecule: messenger RNA, 3634 nt
Organism: Triticum urartu
Lineage: Eukaryota; Viridiplantae; Streptophyta; Magnoliopsida; Poales; Poaceae
Source: RefSeq, a predicted model, not a curated record